CGUACUAACUUGAAAAUUGUUGUCAAGAGACAUCUUUGGAGGUCAGCAGAAAGCUAAGGAAAAGAAAGUUAUUAAUAGUUCGAAUUGACCUCUUUUUCCAAACGAAUUUUGGUGUAACCUAUAUUAAGAAGUGUUUAAGCCUCGACAGGUGGAGCAGGUUUUGAUAUGGACGCCGAUAACUACAAGAACGAUUCUCAAACAGAAAUGCUGUGGGCUAUUAAGGCUCAUCACCAUGCUGAAACAUACUUCAAGCUCAUUUCACAAGUAGAUGCCUCAAGACUUCAUUUAACAAAGUAUGAUGAUGACAUAUACCGGCAGUUCAAACGCUAUUUCAAAACAUUAAAGGUGGAUGUGAUCAAGGUAGAUGACCUGAAAUCUGAAGCAGCCAAAUUGAAGUGGAGGCCAUUUUGUAAUAUGUACGAAGGGAAGAUUGAUGAAUUCAACUUUGCAACGCUGUUGAGAAUUGACUGUUCUAAAGGUUAUGAAGAAGAAAAUACCAUCCUAGUUACAAGGAUCCAGUUCUAUGCGGUUGAGAUUGCACGAAACCGACGGGGUCUGAACAAGCCUUUAUUGGAGAAGUCUUCCGAUACUCAACUCGGUGCACAAGAUACCCAAGAAAGAUAACAUCACCGUGUAAAACAUAGGGUACUGGUUCAGAGUUUGUUACUCUUGGUGUAAUUGAUAUGAUACAGCAUUCUAAGAGUCACUUCAUUCAGUUUUAUUUGACAAGUGGGUUACCAUGAAACAGAUUAUACGUGUAGCUAUGGGUUACUCUAAGGUACCGUGAUUAUUGUUGCAGAUUGAUAAUCGUUCAACGUACACGAGUUUGAGUUCUGGGAUCAAAAUUAUAACUACAUGUAACAGACCGUCCUCCAAAAUAUUCCUGAAAGUGAAACCUACGUAACAUUAAACUACAAAGUAGCUAAUUAAAAUAAGCAUCCUAAGUAUGUGAUGAAUUUCCCUUCCUUUUCAUUGGCUGAGAGCCCGUCAGAAAUAGCCUGCUGAUAAUAGGGACUUCAAGCAGUCAGGACGGCAACGCCACGGAAGACGUCAAUUAAAAAAGAGUUUCUACUUUUAGUUAGAAUUUCGAACAU
This is a messenger RNA of Stylophora pistillata, 1094 nucleotides long. RefSeq names its product protein PBDC1. The record is from RefSeq and is a predicted model, not a curated record. Gene Ontology annotation, cellular component: cytoplasm. NCBI's taxonomy places the organism in Eukaryota, Metazoa, Cnidaria, Anthozoa, Scleractinia, Pocilloporidae.